GACAGAAAACUACUUCGAGGACCUGGGGCCCGGUUGGAGGUGAAAGAUUGAAGAGUGAGCUCUGCUUCGUCAACUUUCUGACAACAAAGAGGUGACACGCAGUGCAGUAUGGGAGGUGGAGAGAGGUACAACAUUCCAGUUUCCCACCCUGAACGCCCUUUGCCCAAGAAGAAACAUCAGCUUGGCCGGGCUAAGCAGAGAAGCCGUGACCAGAACGGAUCGUCAGUAGCAGCAUCUGCAGGAGGGGCAGGCCUUCACCAUCAUGGCCACCGCCGGAGUGACAAAGGCGCAGCCUACCACAGGUCCCCAGAGGCGCGGCAGGCCGCGUCUGCAGAGAAAAAUGCUUCUGUCCGUUUUGCCACCAGCUAUGAUCAGAACUGGGAGGGUGCAGUGUCUCACCUCAACACGCUCCUGGUCACCCAGGGAAGUCCAAGCUAUGCGGGGCCAAAGUUCAGCGAGCCACCCUCGCCCAGCGUGUUGCCCAAACCCCCCAGCCACUGGGUGUCCUUCCCAAUGAGCUCUUGUGACAACAGGGAGAUGAUGGCCUUCCAGCUCAAAAGUCUCCUCAAGGUGCAGGCCUGAGAGGGAUACCCUUACCCGAUUGUUUAAAAAAAAAGCCAAUACAUGGACUGGGACUCUGUUGAGGGCAUCCACCCACCAGGAACACCUCAGUGCUGUAAUACUUUUAACUGUUUUUAGAUUGACCUCUUUGAGGAUUAGGAUGCAUUUGCAACAAUGUUUUGCUGUAAAUGUUUAUUCGAGACAAAUUUUUUUAAACCAAUUUUUCAAAAAAUAUUACAGCCUUGCAGCCUUGCUGGUCGGUGAUGCCUUUAGUUGAGUCCGUUUUUGUGACUAAUGACAAACUGGAUAUCCUUUGUACCUUUGUGUUUUGUUCUUUUUAUGUUGGCUGUCAAAGCAGAUUGAGUGAGCUUUUUUCCAAACAAGGGUUAUAGUAUAGGUCAGGUUAAUUCCCACACUUUUACAGUCCAUUUCUGUGGACAGAUGCUUUUUCAUUUACAUAGGUUUUAUGAUGAUGAUCCUUUUGGAGUCAUCUCUAAAGCUUCAGGUGCUAAAAGCAAAACAAACAUUUGUAGCAUUUUUGACUAGGACCACCUUGUUUUCUUGUGCUCCUUGUUUGGGAUAUAAAAGACACUCAACUGUAAUUCUGCAGGGAAAAAAAACUAUCUUACUGGAGGUAAUAAGCUGUAGUGAGUGAGUACAGGUCAGAAAUAUAACCUCAAACUGAAGGGUAAUAAGAGACCAUGGCACACACAGGCUUUGGGCUGUCAACUCCUGUACCACCUUUUUUAUUGCGCUGUGCGCACAUGCACUAUAGGAGUUGAGUUUGUCCAAGGCCUGCAACACUCUAUCAUAGCAUUAUUUUGUACAGGUCCUUUUUUGUUGUGGUUGAAAGAUGUAUGAAAUGCUGUGUGUAACCAAAGCAAUGUUUUCGCUGUAUUUUUUUCCCCCUUCCUUUUUUGGUAGGCAUGGUUAUCAUUGCCAGUUCAACUUUGCUGGCCCAAGUGGUGAAUGAGUUACGAGUCCCCUGGGUCACUUCUAACUGUUCAUCUGUUCCAAUCAGUACUGUUAUUGCUCCUCAGUCUCUGCUUAUUCAGGACAGUGCUGCAGCUUUAACAUGCGGAAGAGGGCCAGACUUAGAUUUGAGAUUGAGUUUCACUUUGUAUUUAAGGCAUAUGUCAUGGUCCUGUUGGCUGCACGCAUUUGUAAGCAAGGUAAGGCAGAGCUGCAGGAAGUUUCUGAAAUGAAGUGGCCCAAGGGACUCGACACGAGGCAGGAGGCUGGUGUUUUUGUGUUUACAAAUAGGUCUGGUUGACCGUCCCAUAAUCAACAGACACUUGCCUCCUCUUGCCUCUGCUUCUUGUUUACCCUCUUGCACUGCAAUCAGACUUUUUUUUUUUUUUCCUUUUUUCAUAAGUUACAGGCCAGGAUACUAUUGAAAUGAUGGAGGCGUAAUUGACUAUCUUCCUAUGGAUUCUCUAUUUUUGUGAUUCAAUCCUCUAUUGAGGCUCUUUUUUGCUUUCCCUUCGCAGAAUUGGAGCUGUUUAUUGCCAGCCUAAAGAUGACAAAACGAAGUACGGGAACUUGAUAGUGUGUUCAAGAGCCAUGUAAAUAAUGAAAUGUAUAAAGUACUUGUAGCAUAUGUACAUUUGCAGGCCAAGUUUGAGGCUUGCCCGACAAAAGUAUUUUUAGUAAUAACACUGAAUGUAUAAGAUGUGCUAAGGACACGUCUUGACUUCAAUACUGAAGAAUAUUUUUGUUAAAAAAAACCUGCCUAUAGCAUUUGUCAGUACCCCUGCACUGUUAUCUUUCCAGAGAUCUUGCACAUGUUUUUUUAUUGUUUUGUAUUAUGCACAGUGUAGGGUGAAAGAUGCUAAGUGCAAAUUAAAUAAGAAAUGUCAAUUGGAUCCUAGGAGACUUGCUUAUGUAUGAAUUUAAGUUCAGAAUGUGCUUACAUCUCGUAAGCUUGACGCUGUUAAUCUUGUGUUAACCUGUUUGU
Messenger RNA from Thunnus maccoyii (southern bluefin tuna), 2518 nucleotides. RefSeq names its product proline-rich nuclear receptor coactivator 2 (gene pnrc2). Lineage: Eukaryota; Metazoa; Chordata; Actinopteri; Scombriformes; Scombridae. The record is from RefSeq and is a predicted model, not a curated record. Bases 109 to 582 code for a protein of 157 amino acids. The transcript has 2 exons. Gene Ontology annotation, biological process: nuclear-transcribed mRNA catabolic process, nonsense-mediated decay. Gene Ontology annotation, cellular component: nucleus; P-body.